Messenger RNA from Prorocentrum cordatum, 3282 nucleotides. The record is from the annotation of a GenBank genome assembly. NCBI's taxonomy places the organism in Eukaryota, Dinophyceae, Prorocentrales, Prorocentraceae.
AUGGCCGACGCAGUCCAGGCCGCCAUCGCCGCCGCGCUGGAGCCCGCCGGUGCGAUGCACUCAGCCAUCUUGGCUGAGAUCGGGAAGGCGUUUGAGCAGGGCCAGCCAGGCGAGCUGGCCAUCGCCGCCGGUGGGGCCGCCGCUGUCAACACGCACACCUGCGCCUGCGUGGCCGCUGCUCUGAAGGACAAGGAUUCCGAGGUUUACCAGCUGAUCCAGUCCGAGUACGACCGGCGCGCUGACGAAACCUUCCCCUGCAGGGCCAAACUGCGCCUGCUUACAGUCGCAGAGUGGGCAGCCGCCUGGCGCGAUCUGGUUGUCGACUCGGACCAGGUCUCGUGGACCAUGCAGGCGGUGGAGCACAACCCGGCCCUUGCCAACAUCAUGGCCUUUUCAGCAAGCAAUCCCGCGAACUUGGAGCUUCAGGAGUUGAAGCGGGCUACUACGGCACGUCAUGCGGCGAAGGUCUCCUGGAAGAAGCUGUGCCUGAGCGCCCACGGCGGCUCCUGGGACAAGCUCAAGAAUUUCCUUCUGGAGAAAUCCGAUUCGCCUCUCGAGAACGUGAAGGUGCUAGCCCGUUCGUUGCUCGCGCUGAUCAACCUGAUCGAACGCCGCUGCGCUGUCGUGCAGUCGGCCGAGAAGAAUGGCCCUGAGAAAGCUGCCGCCCAGAGGGCGGCGCUGAUGGACACGAUCUAUCAGACGAUCAAGCAAUGCAAGCGGCGCACGACCAAGACCAGUGCUUCGUCCACCCUUGAGCACGAGGUGCUGCUCCGGGAUUUUGCGCAGGACAUCAUCCUGGGCGGGGCGGCGGCGGCAUUCGGGGGGCCAUUGUCACGUUCGCGUGAGGCGCCGGCUUCUUCGGGCACUCAGGCAGCUACGUGUGACACUCCACCGCCGGCGAAGGUCCCCAGGCUCUCCGUCGCCUCCGAUGGGCCGGCAGCCUCGGCCUCGCCAAACCCAAGUGGCGACAGGAAGCAGCUGGUGAACCGCCUGCUCCAGGAACUCGUCGGUCUCGUGCAGAAAAGACGCGUGGUCAAGUACACCUUGAAGCAGUGCCGAGAGAUGAAGAAUCUGUGCGUCUUGCCGCGCACCAAGUGCACGGCCUCCGGCAGGACCACCAACCUGCAGCACUGGGUGGCGGAGUGCAAGCACUGGCGUUCGCCGCAGGCGCCUGCUGUGGGCUCUCAGGGUCUUUUGGCUUUCUUGGCCAGCAGCCGUGCGGCGCAAGGCGGCCCGCUCGUGCCCCCCGACCGCUUGGGCGAUCGGCGACUCCAGGGCCCGCGCCCAACCUUGCCCUUCCUGACCGAAGACUGCGCGCCGGCCGCGCUGGAGGCACGCCGGAAGGCAGCGUCGGACAUCCACGCGUGCUUCAACGCGGCGUGGGAGGACAGCACCAGGACGCGCUACGACAACACGCUCCGCGGCGUGGUGAGCGGUGCGGAGUCGUCCACCCAGAUGGCGCUUUUGCCUUGCGACAACGAGGUCACGCUGAUGUUGCUCUUCUCGGGGUUUCUCCGGCGACCGUGGGGCUCAGUGUGCGCCGCCAAAGCUGCAGUCAGGGUUUGGCACCUCGAACGUAAUUUGCUGCAGUCCUUCGAGGCUGCGUGGACCCCCCGGGCCUGGCAUUUCUGGCGUGGUCUUAAGAAGCUGGCUGAUCAUUCGCUCCGCCGAGCAAAAAGACCGCUCUCGCUGUUGGGGAUCACAUCAGUGCAGCGGAGUCGCCUGGCACAGACUUCUGUCGCUGGCGUGAGGGAUGCGGCCAUGAUAGCUUUUGCUUUUUUCGGCAUCCGGCGUUUCGCGGAGCUGCAGGCACUCGUGGUGUCUGACGUGGUGGGCCAAGACACAGCGUUCCAGUUCAGGAUCAGAAGGCAGAAGAAUGAUCCGUUCGGUGAAGGUCUGCUCGUCUGGGUGCCCGAGACCCAGGCUUUGGGGCCGCUGUGUCCGACGAAGUUGCUGCGGAGCUGGCUGCGUCUACGAGCCGAGGCGCGCGGGGAGGUCGAGGGUUUUUUCUUCUGCGUGACAGGGGCGGCCGAUCUCAAGCCUGUUUCCGCCGACACAUUCCGGACUGCUGUGGCGCCGUGCGCGGGCAGCCUGCGCCAUGGCGUCACACCCUGCAGAGCAGCCCCCCUCAGUGCUGUUGCGGCGCUGUGCAAGGACAGCCUGCGCCAGGGCGUCACGCCCUGCAGAGCAGCCUCGCGCAGGGCUGUUGCGGCGCUGUGCAGGGGCAGCCUGCGCCAGGGCGUCACACCCUGCAGAGCAGCCUCGCGCAGGGCUGUUGCGGCGCUGUGCAGGGACAGCCUGCGCCAGGGCGUCACACCCUGCAGAGCAGCCUCCCGCAGGGCUGUUGCGUCGCUACGCGGGCAGCUUGCAGGGCGCAACUAUCGCCCCGUCCUGCAGGGCACGGGCGAAGGACAGCGCCCCACAACACGCCAUCCGCACCUCAGCGCCGAGCACGGCCGGAGCAGCGUGCCAAUCAACCAACCAACCAAGGAAGAGGAAGGGAGGACAACGUGGCAGCCCCACGCGAAGUACGCCAGCUUCUGCGAGGCCACCGGCCGUGAGAUGCGAGGAUCCGCCGCGCCGCGGAGGCACUGCCAGGCGUUCUGCACGGUGGCGGCGGGGCUCCUCCAGCGGCAGCGGGUGCGCCAGCGAGCCAGGUCGCCCCCCGCAGCGCCUGCAGCUCGCCGGGCCCCGCGCCGCUCGGCGGCGCGGGCUCGCCGGAGCGGGCGCCGCUGGCCCUCGGCGCGGCGGCCGCGCUGUCGCUGGGUGGGCGGCCGUCGCCUGGCAGCCCGGACUGCACGCAGUCGGCGCCGCUCGUGCCCAGCGCUUCGCGGCAGCGCGGCCGGACAGCGCCGCGGCACGGGCCCGCGGACCCCGCUCCGCCGCGGACCCGGGCCGGACACGGGCGGCCUCGACGACGAGACGGCGCAGGCGCUGAGGCAGUUCAUGAGGAUCGGGAACUGGUCGCUGGCGGCAUCCUGUAGCUCCGGGGCCUCAUGCGGGGGCGAGCUGGCAUGCGUGCCUGUGGAGCCCGAGCGCAAGGGUCUUGGGUCCGACAGCACGCGUGGCGUGCGGUGCAUCACGAAGUUCGACAUCUUCGACACCAUCGACGAGGAACGGAUGCAGGAGUUCGAGCUCAUGACGAAGGAGAAAGACGUGUCGUCGACUUACGACGCGUUCGUGCAGAAAAAGAAGAAAGGGGGUCGCGACGCCUCGAAGUUCAUGUCCGCGAUUGGCAUCGUCAGGGGGUCUGGAUCGGAUGGCACCAUGGAGUUGCACUGA